AUAUAUAAUUCCUUUUGAACAACCGAAAAUGGAGAGGUUCAUUUCAAAAUCUUUACUAGAUAAAUCAAUUUUUAGCUCAAAUAUAAAAAUACUCUCUGCUGCUGUCCCUAUCAAAUUAAUUGGAGACUUUCAAAGGAAAUUCAAAGCUUUAUUACUCAAAAUGCCUGCUGUAAGAAAUGUAGUCUCUAUUAAAGACGAUAAAACACAGAAAUUAUUACUACUUGACAAAGUAUUUGGGACUGAUACAGAUUCGCUUCCUGAAGAUCUGCAAAAGUUCCUCAAAGAAAAAGAAAUCCUUAUCGAAGAAAAACAAUUAAGUAUUGGAUAUGACAAUAUGACAAGCUAUGAGGCACUUGAGAAGGUCCUUCCCAAAGAUGUUAUCAUUCCUACUGGAUUCGAGUCUGUUGGCCAUAUUGCCCAUAUGAACCUUAACGAGGAACAAAUGCCAUAUAAAUAUGACAUUGGGCAGAUCUUCUUGGAUAAAAGUCAUGGAAUCAAGACUGUUCUGACUAAGGUAGGGCAUAUAGAAAAUACUUAUCGGACAUUUAACUUCGAAGUCCUUGCAGGAGAGGAAACAUUUGGAACAACACAAAACGAAGAUGGCAUCAAAUUCGAUGUUGACAUCUCUAAAGUUUAUUGGUGCUCAAGACUCAGCCAAGAAAGAUCAAGAGUUAUAGAAGAGUUCUUCAAGCCAGGCGAUGUCGUUUGUGAUAUGUUCUGUGGUAUUGGGCCUCUCUCGAUCAGAGCAGCCAAGGAGAAAGGAAUUAAAGUCUUAGCAAAUGAUCUCAAUCCUGACUGUUAUCAUUAUUUAAGGCGAAACAUUGUUCAAAACAAGGUAGCAGAUUUUGUUCUUCCCUUCUGAAUGGAUGGAAGAGAGUUUGCUAAGCAUUGCGUUCAAGAGUCAAACAAUAAAGAUGUUCUUAACAAAGAAGAGGAAAAGAAAGAAUCUGUGGAUUCAAAAAGUAUGAAGAAGAGAAAGAAUCCUUAUCAGAAAGAAGAGGAAGCAAAGUUGGUCCCAGAGACAGAGAUUAUCACACCUUUUAAGGAUAGGUCUUUCCUGCAUUUUGAUCAUGUCUACAUGAAUCUUCCAAUGGAUGCAGUAGAGUUCCUUGAUGCAUUUAUUGGAGUUUUCAAGGAUGCUAAUCCUGAUGUCUGGAUUAGAGAUGAUAAACCAAAAGGAAUAGAUAAAGGCCAAGGACUUCCAUUGAUUCAUGUUUAUGGUUUCACUACAGAAAAUCAAGACAAAGACAAAGCAAAGGAAUUUUUUACCCAAAGAAUUGCUGAAGUAUUCAAAGAAUGAGGGGGUUUCACUGGUGAUAAAAUUCUAAGGAUUCAUAACAAUCGAGAUGUAUCAAGAGUCAGUUCAAUGUACUGUAUAACUUUCAGACUUCCAGAAGAAGUUGCUUAUUAUAACCCUCAUAAGAGGCAAAAGAUCGAGGAGAAAGAAGAGGAAUAAUAAAUUCAAUUUAGCACUAAAAA
Molecule: messenger RNA, 1479 nt
Organism: Moneuplotes crassus
Lineage: Eukaryota; Ciliophora; Spirotrichea; Euplotida; Euplotidae
Source: the annotation of a GenBank genome assembly